UAUGUACGUCGCGCGCACUGUACUAUCGCGCUGAUAUUGACGUAGACGAUUGACGUUCAAUCCGACGGAGGGACGUAGUGCAGGUCGAAGGAGGUGUUUCCAGUGGACGUACAUUCCGUAGCUUUUCCCCGGGAGAAAGAUCGUGCGCUUACGCUUUGUCAAUAAUGGACGCAUUUGGUGACAAUUUCGUGAACGAGCCCGAGGUGGACCCAGCAGCGGAGUUCCUAGCGAGAGAGCAGGAUCAGCUAGCUGGUUUGGAGGAAGACAUUACGCCGAUGGCUGUGACUCUGGCUGCAGCAGCAGCAGCGGGAGGUCAAUCUGAUGAUGACUUAUCUGGAAAAUUCGGAAAUCUAAAAGUUGGCCCAGGCGGCGAUGCUGAAGGCAGUUUUGAAAUGGUAGAUACCAUUGGACAGCCCGCAGAGGGACAAGCAGCACCAGCAGAACCAGCUGUACCUGCACCGGUCAAAGAGGAGCCUGAAAAGAUCAAGAAGUGGAGAGAAGAACAGAAGGCACGGCUGGAAGAGAAAGACGCGGAAGAGGAAAAGAAAAGGGAGGAAUGGAGAGAAGCCGCGAAGAAAGAGUUGGAGGAAUGGUACAAGCAUCACGCAGAAGCUAUUAAUAAAACAAAAACCACUAACAGGGAAUCAGCCAAGAAUGCGGAGAAGCAGUUCGUUGCGGAGGCAGACGAGGUCGAACCAGGCACCGAGUGGGAACGCAUUGCCAAGCUAUGCGAAUUCAAUCCCAAGUCGUCACGCACAUCCAAGGACGUUUCCCGAAUGCGUUCGAUUAUCUUGCAAUUAAAGCAGACACCGCCCACUCCCAUUAACGCUUGAUUAAAUUGAAUUGGAGCUAUCUUCGUAAUUAGGCACUGAGGAUAUGAGUAAAUAAGAAAAAAAAGAAAACUAAGUAAAUAACGCACGUCGUGUGGCCACGCCGAUAUUAACGAAAGAACACUCAUAAAUGUUCUGUUAAAAAUUAAGUAUGUAAUAUUAUUGUGAAUAAUAAAGAUUAUUGAUAA
This is a messenger RNA of Ooceraea biroi (clonal raider ant), 1018 nucleotides long. RefSeq names its product clathrin light chain (gene Clc). Lineage: Eukaryota; Metazoa; Arthropoda; Insecta; Hymenoptera; Formicidae. The record is from RefSeq and is a predicted model, not a curated record. Gene Ontology annotation, molecular function: structural molecule activity; clathrin heavy chain binding. Gene Ontology annotation, biological process: intracellular protein transport; clathrin-dependent endocytosis. Gene Ontology annotation, cellular component: clathrin coat of trans-Golgi network vesicle; synaptic vesicle membrane; postsynaptic endocytic zone cytoplasmic component.